Coregonus clupeaformis (lake whitefish) is the source of this 1776-nucleotide messenger RNA. Its product is annotated as arfaptin-1. The record is from RefSeq and is a predicted model, not a curated record. NCBI's taxonomy places the organism in Eukaryota, Metazoa, Chordata, Actinopteri, Salmoniformes, Salmonidae. Gene Ontology annotation, molecular function: protein domain specific binding; phospholipid binding. Gene Ontology annotation, cellular component: trans-Golgi network membrane. Gene Ontology annotation, biological process: regulation of Arp2/3 complex-mediated actin nucleation; intracellular protein transport.
GGUCAGGGACACAAUGCCAAUGGGCGCCGAAUUACAUUUUAUACAGUGAGUAGUGAGCAAGCUGUAUUUUCUUCCCAAAUCCCGGGAGUGGAACUUUUUGCACCAAGAAACACAGAGAGAUAAAGGUCCGGACAAAAGCUGCAGGAAUGUCCGAAGUUAGUCUUGAGGCUGAGUCCGGGAAGGCUCCAGCCCAGGGACUGCAAAUGAAUUCUUCUAAGGAGGCUCAGAAUACUGAGGACUUUCAAAGAGAGAGCGAGGAGGAUGCUCACAGCUUUGAUAGUACUGAAUAUGUUCUGAACAAUGAUGAAGUGCCUCAUGAUGACAGAGCUGAAAACGACAGUGAUGUUCAAAAUGACAACGAUAAUGCUGAAAACAGCGAUGAUGCUCAAAAUGAUGAUGAUGUUAAGAGCGACAAUGACAUUAUGCAAAACAGUGUGAAUGCUGAGCAUAAUGAUGGUGUUCCAAACACUAGUGGCAAUGCACAUUCCGAAAAUGCCGGUGCUAAAAGGGAAAAUUGCCAUAUAGUGACUACUGAUGAUAAUACACCAAAGGAAGAUGAUCCCCAAAAGAAAAAUGAAGAUUCUCUCACUCAUACAAAGGAGAGCACUAUGGAUGAGGAGGUCCACAGGAGCCCUGCGGCAGAGAUAUCGGUCACCAGCAAUGGAGACUUGGAGGAGAGCCACGAGGAUGUGUUCAGGGACCCUUCUUACGGUGACCUGAACCUGUCAGAAAGCCACAUCCGCUCCGGUAACUUUGCCUCGAUGACAGAGGGCAUUAUUGAAUCAGGACCAUACAAAGGCACUAUGCAAGGGCAGCCACAGAGCGGGCCGGUGGUCCUGGCAGACGACCUGAAGAACCCGGCCAUGGAGAAACUGGACCUAGUGAGGAAGUGGAGCAUCAACACGUACAAAUGCACCAGGCAGAUCUUGUCAGAGAAGCUGGGCCGUGGCUCACGGACGGUGGACCUGGAGCUGGAGGGGCAGAUCGAAGUGCUGCGUGACAACAAGCGCAAGUACGAGCACGUGGUCAAGCUGACCCAGACACUGGCCAACCAGCUCACCCAGAUGAUGCAGACUCAGCGGCAACUGGGCGACGCCUUCACUGACCUCGGCCUUAAGUCGCCGGAGCUUCAUGAGGAGUUUGGCUACAAUGCUGACACUCAAAAUCUUGUCCAAAAUGGGGAGACCCUAAUGGGGUCGAUCAACUUUUUCAUCGCCAGCGUGAACACACUGGUGGACAAAACAAUUGAGGACACUAUGAUUAACAUCAAACAGUAUGAAACUGCCAGGGUUGAAUAUGACGUGUCCGCACAGACCUGGAGGAAUUGAACCUGGAGCCCGCGGGAUGCCACCACGCUUCCCAAGAUAGAACACUCCCAGCAGCAGUUCCAGAUCCACCGCGAGAAGUACGAGAAGAUGCGCAACGAUGUCUCCGUCAAGCUCAAAUUCCUGGAAGAGAACAAGGUGAAAGUGUUGCACAACCAGUUGAUCCUCUUCCACAAUGCAAUCGCGGCGUACUAUGCAGGAAACCAGCAGCAGCUGGAUCAGACGCUCAAGGAGUUCCACAUCAAGUUGAAAAUGCCCGGUGGCGACACGCCAUCUUGGCUGGAGGAGCACUAAUCAACCGACCCACCCCUCCCCAAAAAAUCCACAGUGGUUUGGUCUGGAGAGACUCCAGAAUGAUCAUGAAACAACAGGAAACGCUCUCCUCUCCCUCUCUGCCUCUGUUCCCUGCACUCUUCUUCAGGAUUGUAAAACUUUUUUAGGCAAAAGCGAA